UGGUACCCCCAUAGAUAUGCUGUGGAGGCCUGAAUACGCUGCCUAUAUGAUUGAGGGUACACCUGGAAAACCAUUUGGGCAUCUUCCAGAGUAUUUGAAUACGGUGGAAUAUAAUAUGCAGCGACGUCGUGAUCUGGUUCAGAAACGCCUGCCUGAAAACUGCUAUAUAAUGUGCUUAACAACAUUUCCUAGACCACUGACCAUCCUCUUCACAGUUAUCACCUAUGGCUCGGCUCUGGAAGAGCAUAUUACCUAG
Messenger RNA from Dibothriocephalus latus, 256 nucleotides. Lineage: Eukaryota; Metazoa; Platyhelminthes; Cestoda; Diphyllobothriidea; Diphyllobothriidae. The record is from the annotation of a GenBank genome assembly.